AUGGAGGUUAUGAAGCCCAGGUUCAAAGUGGGCCUACUGAAAAAGCGUCGCUCCAGUCUUUUUGCGACCAUAAAACGGGAUAAGAGUUUUUCCCAAAGCACUGAAGAACAGGAGUGUGAAUUCCCCUUCUCACAGGACAGCUCUGUGAAACCAUGGACAUCUAUGGACAACCUAGACGCUCCUGAUGUCAAAAAACGUGCAACAAAAGAUCAGAGCAAAGACGCACCGAACCCCAGGAAAUCAAACAUUGUCAAACUCAACGUGGGUGGAAAAUUAUUUCACAUCCCAAAGCAUUUGGUCCUCCGAUACCCUAAAACCAGGAUUGGAGUCCUUGCACUCUGUGAUGAUCCUGUGAAACGUCUGACACUCUGUGAUGAUUACAAUGUUCGGAACGAUGAGUUCUUUUUUGACAGGGACCCCAUGUUUUUCCACUACAUCUUCCACUUUUAUUGUAGUAAUGUCCUAUGGGUGAUGGAUAGUCUCUGCCCUGUUAGUUUUGAGGAAGAGAUGUCAUUCUGGGGGUUGAGACUGAAGGACACGCCAAGGUGCUGCCGCAUUCUGUUUGAGGAGAAACUGGAUGACAUCAGAGACCAACUAAAGGUCAACCAGGAGCUGAUCGAUGAGAUAAAGCCUCACCAAGAUGAAGAGGGUUACGAGAAGAUGUUUCUUGGAGGCUUUCGGAAGAUCCUCUGGGACUUGAUGGAGAAUCCUUACUCCUCGCUGUCAGCCAAAGCCUUUGCAGUGUUUUCCAGUCUCUUUGUGCUUAUCUCUAUUGUUGCCAUGACAAUGAAUACAGUAAAGGAACUCAGGGAGUACAAACUUGCUGGCAGAACCUACAUGGAGUGGAUAGAAAUUAGUUCCAUUAUUUUUUUCGCCUUGGAGUACUUUUUGCGGUUACUCACCACAUCUAACAUCAAGCAUUUUUUGAAGAGUGCCCUCAAUUUUGUUGAUGUAGUGGCUGUUAUGCCCUACUUCCUCCAGAUCCUUUUUGAGGCAUUUGUAAUGGAUUCAGAAGACGUCAGUGCAAAGGAAGAUUUGAAGACCAUGGCAAGGGUCAGUAAAGUCAGCAAAGUGCUGAAGGUCGUCAAGUUGAUGCGCAUCUUCCGUAUCUUGAAGCUUGCCCGUCACUCUACAGGCAUGAGAGCAUUUGGUUUCACCAUCCGACAGUGCUCUGAGCAGGUGUGCUGUCUGUUUUUGUUCAUUGCCAUGGGCAUCUUCACCUUCUCUGCUCUGAUGCACUCUGUGGAGGUGGAUCAGCCUGGGACACCAUUCAGCAGCAUACCAGAUGCUUGGUGGUGGGCUGCG
Messenger RNA from Micropterus salmoides (largemouth bass), 1305 nucleotides. Its product is annotated as potassium voltage-gated channel subfamily V member 2. Gene Ontology annotation, biological process: potassium ion transmembrane transport; protein homooligomerization. Lineage: Eukaryota; Metazoa; Chordata; Actinopteri; Centrarchiformes; Centrarchidae. Gene Ontology annotation, cellular component: membrane; voltage-gated potassium channel complex. The transcript has 3 exons. Gene Ontology annotation, molecular function: delayed rectifier potassium channel activity. The annotation marks the transcript as partial. The record is from RefSeq and is a predicted model, not a curated record.